AUUGGGGAUUGGUUAAAAUCAUUAGGAUAUGAUGGCAUUGAUAUUGCCAGAAGUAAAUGUACACCUGAACCAUAGCCGUCGUUCGUCCCUCUAUCGAUUUCGAUCUCGAUCUCGAUAUCCGUUUCCUUCGCUCUGCAUAUUUGGAGGCAAAAAUUUUACAAUUAGACUUGAUUUCAAUUCUAAGGAAAACUACCUCCAUUUAUUCAUCCAUGGAAGUGGCUGCUGUGCGGACUAUCACAGAAAAAACAUGUAAUUCUGGUGUUGUCAUUGAGGAAGAGUAUGAUCAUCAGACAAGGUUGCUUCAGGAAUUUUAUGAAAUUCCAAGCAUUGAAAAAGCUUGGAUUUCUCGAUCUAGCAUCAAGAAUGGCUUGCAAGCAAUGAUAUCUUUGAGCCAGUUGAACCUUCCGGCAAAUAAAAAGAGGAAGUUUGUUCUCUCAGCACAUAUCCUGGAGGAAAUGAACAACAAUUCUAUUGAUUAUAAUUGGUCACCAUUUCCAAUUGAUCAUACAGGAGCAACACUGGUUGUUCCUUCACCUUCAGGUUUGAAUCUCCUUGUUGUUCGAAAUGGAGAUCACGACAUAAAAGAGGCAUCGACUCCAGUACAACUUGAAAUUUGGGGUCCUGCUCAAAUGCGGAAAGAGAUAUUUGUUCCCCCAUCUAUACAUGGUCCUUUGUUUACAGAUGGAUGGUUUGAAGGCAUUUCAUGGAACUCAGAUGAAACCUGUAUAGCUUAUGUGGCUGAGGAUCCUGCUGCCACUCAACCUGUAUUUACUAGUUCUGGCUACAGGCCAGGUACCUCAGGUGAAAAAGAGCCAGGAAGCUGGAAAGGCCAAGGAGAUUGGCUGGAGGAUUGGGGGGAAACAUACUCAGGAAAAAGGAGACCAACACUCUUUGUUCUUAAUAUUAAAAGUGGAACUGUACAGGCUGUUGAAGGCAUCCCAAACCAUUUGAGUGUUGGACAAGUUGUAUGGGCACCACAGUCUUCCACAAGUUUUUCUCAGUACCUAGUUUUUGUUGGCUGGUCUACAGAUGCUAGUAAUUUUCAGACACCAAGAAAGUUAGGAAUGAAAUAUUGUUAUAAUAGGCCAUGUGCUCUGUAUGUACUUAGAGCCCCUCUGUCAAACAAAGAAUCAUCCAAGGACACUGCAGGAAUUCUUAAACUCACUGAAAAUUUUUCUAGUGCUUUCUUACCGCGUUUCAGUCCAGAUGGGGAGCUGUUGGUUUUUUUGUCUGCAAACACUGCUGUCAAUACUGGAGCACAUUGCGCUACCAAUUCUCUUCACAGCCUGCAUUGGCCAUCUAGUGGUAUAAUUCAUUCAAAGAUUGAGAUAAAAGAUGUGGUCCCCGUUGUGAUGUGCCCACGGGAGGAUUUCUUUCCAGGAUUGUACUGCACAGACAUCCUUCCACAUCCAUGGCUUUCUGAUGGACAUACUCUACUUCUAUCCUCAAUCUGGGGUAGUAUGCAAGUCUUACUUGCAAUAAAUGUAUUAAGUGGAACAGUUUCAAAAAUUAGUCCUCAAGAUUCAAAUUCUUCUUGGAAUAUUCUUGCAGUGCAAGAUAAUAUUGUUCUUGCAGUUUCUAGUAGCCCUGCUGAACUUCCUAAUCUGAAGUAUGGUCAUCUGUCAAGAGUUCACAUGGAUGAUCAUGGAAAGGACACGUGGAGUUGGUUGAACUUAUCUCUUCCUUCCAUGGACUUUUCAGAGAAGGUCAAUGGCACGUUGUCAUCAAUAGACUUUAAGAUUUUUAAAAUUCCAGUUGCAGAGCAAGAGAUGAUUUCGACUGAAGGUGCCAGACAACCCUUUGAGGCUAUAUUUGUAUCAUCAAAGUGCUUUGGUAAUGAUGAAAGCCAAGAAGAAACUACCAUGAAAGAGGCUUGUAACCCCCUCAUUGUUGUCCUCCAUGGCGGGCCACAUUCUACCUCACUGACUAGUUUUUCAAGAGCUUAUACAUUUCUUUCAUCACUGGGUUUCAACUUGCUUCAUGUGAACUAUAGGGGUUCUCUCGGUUUUGGAGAGGAAGCUUUGCAAUCUUUGCCUGGAAAUAUUGGACGUCAGGAUGUCGCUGAUGUACUCAAUACUAUUGAUCUAGUUAUUGGAAAGAAACUUGCCAACCCAACAAAUAUUGCAGUUCUUGGUGGGUCUCAUGGUGGAUUUUUGACAACCCAUUUGAUUGGUCAGGCUCCAGAUAGGUUUGUUGCUGCAUCUGUACGCAAUCCUGUCUGUAACCUUUCAUCAAUGGUUGCUACCACAGAUAUUCCUGAUUGGUGUUAUGUGGAGACAUAUGGAAAGGAUGGAAAAGGGGCAUACACUGAAGCGCCUACAACAGAAGACCUCAAUGCAUUUUAUUAUGCUUCACCAAUAUCGCAUGUUUCAAAGGUGAAAGUACCAGUUCUUUUUCUUUUGGGUGCCAAAGACCUCCGAGUACCAGUAUCAAAUGGCUUGCAGUAUGCUCGGGCCCUAAAAGAAAACGGGGUGGAAGUAAAAGUGAUUAUUUUCCCCAACGAUGUACACGUCAUUGACAGGCCACAAUCUGAUUUUGAGAGUUUUCUGAACAUUGGGGUCUGGUUUAAACGGUUCUUUAAAUGAGAUCUCGGGCAAGCCUGUCAACUUCUUCUUGCCUUCAAUAAUAGAGUCGAUGGUUCAAAAGUGUCUACAAUUAUUCUCUCUGCAAUAUUAUUGCCGAUGAAUCUAGCAAUCCUUGUUGAGAGGAUCAUUUUGAAUAUCUCAAAAAACUCAAAUGUAUGUGUUGUGAAAAUUGUUCCUAUCAAAAUCUUCCCAGUGGCUGUCAUGCAAGAAUGUAUCCGAUGUGGUAACAUCUCAUUAAGAGGCAAAGCCUCAUGUUUUGCAGAUUCAUGGAUCAACAUCCUUCCAUGUAAAGGAAUGGAUAGCCUCUAACAGGAAAUAAAUCGGACUAAAGGUCAUGUUGGGGUUGAGAGGUUAUUUUACAGUUAUGUUUCUUGAUUGAGUUGGCUUUGAAACUGAACCAGUGGUAAAAGAACUUUGUUCAGGUGCUCUAGUAUGGAUUGGAAUUAUUACAAUAUCAGUAGAAUUCAGUGUUGAAGCACCACUUAAGCGUAGUGAUAAUAUACUACAAGAGUAUAUGGCAUCACCAGAGGUAACCUUCCUUUGCACUAUUCUUGUUUAGGCCUAAAUUUGUGCGAAUAACAACCUUAAAAAUUUGAGUUUGUUCUUUU
Messenger RNA from Cryptomeria japonica (Japanese cedar), 3193 nucleotides. RefSeq names its product acylamino-acid-releasing enzyme 1. Gene Ontology annotation, molecular function: serine-type endopeptidase activity. The record is from RefSeq and is a predicted model, not a curated record. The transcript is spliced from 19 exons. Gene Ontology annotation, biological process: proteolysis. NCBI's taxonomy places the organism in Eukaryota, Viridiplantae, Streptophyta, Pinopsida, Cupressales, Cupressaceae. The coding region runs from base 210 to 2585 and encodes 791 amino acids.